GCGCGGGCGGGGCGCCGGUGUCCGGAUCGCCCCGGGCCUCGCGCGCGCUUCUCGGUGUUCCCCGCAGAGGGCGCCGGCCCGGAGCCGCCGCGUCGCCAGCAGCCAGCCCAGCCGCCGCCAUGAAGGCCGUAGUGCAGCGCGUCACCCGGGCCAGCGUCACAGUUGGAGGCGAGCAGGUGAGCGCCAUCGGCCGGGGCCUCUGCGUGCUGCUGGGCAUCUCCCUGGAGGACUCACAGAAGGAGCUGGAGCACAUGGUCCGGAAGAUCCUGAACCUGCGUGUGUUUGAGGACGAGAGCGGCAAGCACUGGUCCAAGAGCGUGAUGGACAAGCAGUACGAGGUGCUGUGUGUCAGCCAGUUCACUCUGCAGUGCGUCCUCAAGGGCAACAAGCCCGACUUCCACCUGGCCAUGCCCACCGAGCAGGCCGAGGGCUUCUACAACAGCUUCCUGGAGCAGCUGCGGAAGACCUACCGGCCCGAGCUCAUCAAAGAUGGCAAGUUUGGCGCCUACAUGCAGGUGCACAUUCAGAACGAUGGACCUGUGACCAUAGAGCUGGAGUCCCCGGCUCCCGGUGCUGCCACCUCUGACCCAAAGCUGCUGUCAAAGCUGGAGAAACAGCAGCAGCGGAAAGAAAAGACCAGAGCCAAGGGGCCCUCGGAAUCCAACAAAGAGCGCGCUGCCCCCCGGAAGGAAGACCGCAGUGCCAGCAGCGGGGCAGAGGGCGAUGUGUCUUCUGAGCGGGAGCCAUAGCCAUGGUAUGAAGUGCAUUGCCAUUGGGCAGAACUGGAUCCCAAAAAACUCAAGAAGCUGAGCACCUACGCUGCUUUAAGGAUUUGGGACUGGAACAUGAGAAGACAGAAGUUAGAACCUGUGAUCCCGAGUGGCCCUGAGGAAGCACGAAGGACCCUGCAUUUCCCACAGCUGCUGUAAUCAGAUGGGCCAGAGGUUGCUCCAGGUGUGGCAUGUGUUGGGGGCUCCCCCAGCUCCCCACAGAAGGCUUCCCUGGUUUGCAGUGUGUCUUGGCUUGCUUGUGGAACUGGCCAGCCCAACGUCAUCUGUCAUCACAUCCCCUGUGGUGUGCUCCGCGUGUCCACAAUGGCCUCCAACGCAUCCGCGCUGCCCACAUCCUUCCCACACGGCUCCUGCCAGGGCCGUGGCAGACGGCCACGUGGCAGUCCUCAGCAGUCGUGUGUCAUGUGAGACCUUUGUUUGCAUCUUGUAAAUUUUCUCUUUUUCUAAAAAUAAAUAAUAAAACCCUAAAUCUCAAGAAACCACUUUCUUACCAAA
Molecule: messenger RNA, 1286 nt
Organism: Chinchilla lanigera (long-tailed chinchilla)
Lineage: Eukaryota; Metazoa; Chordata; Mammalia; Rodentia; Chinchillidae
Gene: Dtd1
Product: D-tyrosyl-tRNA deacylase 1
Exons: 6
Coding region: 120-749 (209 amino acids)
Biological process (GO): tRNA metabolic process
Cellular component (GO): cytoplasm
Molecular function (GO): D-tyrosyl-tRNA(Tyr) deacylase activity
Source: RefSeq, a predicted model, not a curated record